Molecule: messenger RNA, 2902 nt
Organism: Lytechinus pictus (painted urchin)
Lineage: Eukaryota; Metazoa; Echinodermata; Echinoidea; Temnopleuroida; Toxopneustidae
Product: eukaryotic translation initiation factor 5A-like
Exons: 3
Coding region: 71-307 (78 amino acids)
Biological process (GO): positive regulation of translational termination; translational elongation; positive regulation of translational elongation
Molecular function (GO): ribosome binding; RNA binding; translation elongation factor activity
Source: RefSeq, a predicted model, not a curated record
GGUUCAUCUUGUUGCAUUAGAUAUAUUCACCAAUAAAAAAUAUGAAGAUAUUUGCCCAUCCACCCAUAACAUGAAUGUUCCACACGUUAACCGUAAAGAUUAUCAGUUUGUUGAUAUAGAAGAUGACUUCUUGGCUCUGAUGGACGACAGUGCUGAAAUGCGCAAUGAUAUUAAAAUUCCUGAUAAUGAAAUAGGCACUGAAAUUAGAAAGAAGCACCAGAAUGAGGAGAUCUUUUUGUGCACUGUCCUCAAGGCCAUGGGUGAGGAGGCCGUUGUGGGAGUGAAGCAGUCUUCUGAAAAUAAAUAGCUGGUGGAUGGACAUCAUGUGAUCACAGAGUGGCCAGUCGGAGGCUAAGAAGGAGCACCGCCAAGCUUUGUGCACAGGCUCAUCCAAGCUUCAAUCAACUUUUUCUCUCUCUCUCUUUUUUUUUUGCUUCAAAAAUAGAAUCCCACAUUUCUCUCCAUUGUCUGAAAACUUUCCAGUAUCAUGCUAUCUCUGAUGAUACAAAAACAAAAGAAGAAAAAGCUUAUUGUUGGAAUCGAGUUCGAGGUCAAACUUUUUUUUUUUAACCUCCCCCCCCCAAAAAAAAAAAAAAAAUUAAUACAAAAAAUAUCAAAAAAUAAAAAUAAUAAUUUCUCACAACAAUACUGUAAUUUGUCGUCUAAUUCACUCCAACUAAUAAUGAUCAAUGAUCAUGAUCAUGGUUUAUACAUAUAUAUGCAUAUAUGUUAUUUUGUAAAUGAUUGAAUGUCUUUUAAUUCGUGACGAUCCUCCCAGCUUUACAAGACAUUGUCAGAGCAAGCCGACAGAUCAUAAUUAUAUUGACCACAAACCUUGUAUGUAUGCCGCUGUGUUUAAUUUAAUGCAGUGAAAUAGAAAUGAAAAAAAAUAUAGUAUAAAAGAUGACAAUCUAAUGCUGGCCUGGAACACCCUUUUAUAUUUGCAUGCCACUUAUAUAUCUCAAACUAGAAGAGGGUUACCCCUAAAUGGUUGAGGGUAAUCCCCUUCCAGCUUUCGGAAAGCAUGGUCUAUAUCCAUUCCUUGAUGAGGAAACUUCAAAUGAAAUUUGAAUUAAGAAUGUAGUUUUAGAGAUAAACUUCAACGAAGACCAAUAAUGAAUACUUAUACCUCGGUCACGUUUGCUCUACGGCGAGUCGAAAACAGCCGUUAUAACAUUUUUUGUACCAGCUAAAUAUAGCUGGUUUAAAUAAAAAUGAAUAAACGGCUGUUUUGGACUCACCACACGGCCGCCGUAGAGCAAAUGUGACCGAGGUAUAAAUGAAACGUGGUUACUGCAUGAUGUUUUGUAAUUCUCAAUGCUGUACAAUCAAAAUAUUUAGAUUAUGUGGAACCUCUUUAGGGAAACAGUAAUACAUGAAAUUUCACGAACUGUGAUUUUUACCAGGCCAACUUCUUGGCACUCUAUUUCUGAUUAUGUCUUUUUAGUUUUUACCGUGAUUUUACUAGAUGUCAGAAUAGCAAAGCGUUUUUCUUGAUCCCAAGGAAUUUGCAAGGAUGGAGGUUCCAUUAGAAUUUAGGAUUUAUUUAUUUUAUUUCUAUUUUAUUCCUCGGGUAUUUCUAUCUAAAUAAUAUGUGGAAAGAAAAAAAAAUCUAUUGUACAUUCUUUCUUCCUUUGCCAUCGCCUUUUUCUCUCUUUCCCAAUUUUUUUUUUUCUGUUUGGGAUGGUAUGUAUGGUAUAGUUGUGUGUUACAAAUCAUUCUUAUAUCUCACUUCAUGUAUUGUCCAACAUGGAAAAGUAAAUUGAUGAGCAAUUCCAAAUGGACUGUGUGAGAUGUAUUCUUCAGUGAUUAUUUCUGUCAGAAAUUUGAAUUGUUUUGAUUGAAUGUUAUUGAGAAUUUAAUGCAAACAAGCAGAUAUGAGCCAAAAUUAGAAGACUUCACCAUGUAACACCCCCCCCCCAUAUGUGUAAACAUAUACUACAUAACUUGUUUUUCUUUUAUUAUAUUAGAGGACAUCCGUUCCAGCCCCCCCCCCCCCCCCCAACAAUAAAAGAAUCCACUGCUUCAACAAUUACAGCUUGCUUUGUAGCAUAAGUAUGAGUUGGGGAAAGUAUUUCCGAUAUAAUUUUUUUUUUUUUUUGGGGGGGGAUGGGCAACACAAAAACUUUCCUUUGCAUAAAACAUCUUCCAAUGUAGUUUUGAUGUCAAUGUGACGUGUUGAUGUGUUUAGAAGCAAAUGACUCCUCAGGUGUGUAUUAAAAGUUGGAAUAAAUUGAAGAAAAACAAUUGUUUCUGUUCAAGACAGAUUUAUGCGACACAUUUUCCAUGGUCCCUUCCAGUUUCACUUGGCAGUUCAGCCAUGCAUUGGCACAUGAUGCUUAUACAUGUGUUGUAUGAUACAUAUUAUUGCCUUUAUAGAGCAGAAAGAUUAUUAUUGGUAUAAGAUAUAUAUGUAAAAGAUACUUCUUCAAUAUUGAUGAUACUCCAGGAAGUCUUCAUUUCCAGUCGAGUUUGACGCUGCUGCCAGUGCCCAUUCUUCAUAGUCUUAGGAAUGUAUAUCCAAGUAGAUUCAGUGUACAUAUAUAUAUAUCAAACAUAGACUGCAUGUGAAACAUACAAAGUUUUUUCGCUGGAAAAUAAUUGAUAUUUAGCAUGAUCAAAAAAGAGCAAAAUCUAAGGCAGCAGUAUAAUAAAAGAGGGUAUGUCUUUUUUAAAUUUUCAUUGUACACCCUUUCUUGUAAUCAUGUUGAGGGCUUCAAAUGUGGAAUGGUUUCAUGUUCCAAAUUUAACACGUUUAUUUAUGUCACAUUGAAAAAAAACAUGUUUGCCUAUCAUGGUUAGAUAUAUACAACUUGUAUGUUUUGAAAAAUUAUCAUUCUAUGUAAUUCAAUACUACUUGUAUUUGAUACACCGCUUUUAGAUUAAAUUUGUUCAAAUUCAA